ACACGAUUUAAACUUUGUCUUUUCCACACCAACUUCUCUUAUCUUUCUCCACAUCAACUACUUAUCACCACCUCUAACUCGCUCUAUUCGCUUUUUCUCUUCUACUACUACUACUACAACUACUUCAACUAUGGAUCUCUCGUGGUGCAUCAUCUGUGACCGUCACUGCAUUGAAGAAAACUUAUACUGCUCUACCGAAUGCGCAAACAAAGAUGCUACAUGUAUACAACACACACCUCAAAUUCCACUCACACCUCUGUCUCCACCAUCAUCGCCUUUGCUCUCGUACUAUGGACGCUACAGUCACUCAAGCAGCAAGUUCACGACUACUGUGUCUUCCCCCUCGUACAUCCCAUCGCCACCGAACUCGCCUACUCUGUCCUUCAUGGAUACAUGACCAGCUUAACACUAUGCAUCGCUGCUACGACCACGUUUCGAUUCUCAAGUGCUGGAUAUCAUUCUCGCCACCCUUCUCUGCUGUGUAUACAAGCCUAAUUAAAGCGCCAGACAACAAUAGCCAACCAAGAAGCUGUUAUUAUAGCCGCCGUCGCAAGAGGAAAAGGAAAAAAAAAACAACCGCCUCCCGCUCGACCCCGCUCUCUCAGUCCCUCCCCUUUCAUAAGAGAUAUCUGUGUAAAAAUGAAUGGUUGCUAAGUAGCACCAAAUCGUUUCUCUUUGUAAUAUUCAGUUAUUACUGUAUUACUGUUUUAUCAUAUUUGAACUUAGUAAGAUACUAGACACAUCAUACAAUAAACCACCACCAACAACAAUAGACCCAGCAAAUACAGAUUGGGA
Zychaea mexicana is the source of this 795-nucleotide messenger RNA. RefSeq lists its product as uncharacterized. The transcript has 2 exons. NCBI's taxonomy places the organism in Eukaryota, Fungi, Mucoromycota, Mucoromycetes, Mucorales, Lichtheimiaceae. The record is from RefSeq and is a predicted model, not a curated record. Bases 131 to 397 code for a protein of 88 amino acids.